Molecule: messenger RNA, 2415 nt
Organism: Arxiozyma heterogenica
Lineage: Eukaryota; Fungi; Ascomycota; Saccharomycetes; Saccharomycetales; Saccharomycetaceae
Gene: APL6
Product: AP-3 complex subunit beta
Exons: 1
Coding region: 1-2415 (804 amino acids)
Biological process (GO): intracellular protein transport; vesicle-mediated transport
Cellular component (GO): membrane coat
Source: RefSeq, a predicted model, not a curated record
AUGGUUGAUUCAUUAAGUCAUUUAGCCUCAGCAUUAGAAUCUGCAAAAUCAAUUACAAAGGAGGCGGCAGCUAUAGUUUCCUCUAAAUUAGGAGAAUCUUCUUAUACGCAAUACUCUCAAGGCUUAAGCAGUGACCAGUUAUCCACAUUUUUAAAUUCAAGAAAUAAUAGGGAAGUUAAGGAUGCUAUGAAAAGGAUCAUAUCUGUUAUUGCCUCAGGUGAAACAUCAUUAGAUGUAGAAUAUUUUUUUGCGGAUGUGUUGAAAAAUGUUACAUCUAGUGACUUGAAAGUAAAGAGACUGGUGUACAUCUAUCUUUUAAGAUACGCGGAAAGGAAUCCAGAAUUAGCAUUAUUAUCAGUAAAUUCUAUUCAAAAAUUGUUAAAUAAUAGUGAUCCAGAAUUAAGAUGUUUUGCUAUUAAGGCCUUAACUGAUAUUAAGAUUCAAUCAUUGACACCCAUCAUUAUGCUUAGUCUAACAAAGGCAGUUUCAGAUCCUUCUCCAUUGGUACGUGCUGAGGUUGCCUAUGGAUUGUUGAAAUUAUAUAGAUGGCAAACUUCGACAAACAAUGAUAUUGAAGAUUAUUCUGGAACAAUUGAAAUAUUAUUGACAGAUUUAUUGGCAGAUUCAGAAUCUAGAGUAAUUUCUGCAGCUAUUAUUUUAUUUCAAAACGCAUUUGCUUCUAGAUUAGAAUUGUUGCAUGGACAUUUUAGAUACUAUUGUAAAAUAUUAAGACACUUAGAUGAAUGGUCACAUCCAAGUUUAAUUCAACUAUUGACCAGAUAUUGCAAAAAGUUUGUUCUAAGCCCAGUUAUAUUUGAUCCAUCAACUAACACAAAUCAAUCAUUGUCAAGGGAAUUAGCCUCUUUAGCUGUAAUACAAGAUAUUGAAAUGGAUGCAGACCUGUCUCUCUUUUUACAAAGUUUGUUACCUCUUCGAUAUUCUCCAAAUCCUUUAGUUAUCAUUUCAUGUUGCAAUGCCUUUUAUCAAUUGUCCACUAUUUCUAAGUUGAAAGAAUCUCAAUUUCUUGAGGCCUUAUAUAGAGCAUAUGUUGUUACAGAGACAGAGGGCAUAAAAACUACAAUUUUGCAAUCAAUCUUGUUAUUUUCUCAUAUUGAUAAAACAAUAUUUGAAAAACAUAUAUAUAAUUUUUUUCUUUUACCGGAUGAUAAAGGGCAAGUUGCUUCAUAUAAACUGGAAAUUAUAAGUGAAUUAGUUAAUAAACAUAAUGUUAAACGUGUUCUUCAUGAAUUAAAGUAUUAUAUCCUUCAUUCAUUUGUGGAAUCAAUAGUAGUGACAUCUGUGGAUAUGUUAAUCUCUUUGGCUCAAAUCUCACUUGAAUUAGAAAAUCAUAUCUUGAAAUGGUUGAUUCGAGUUAUGGAAUCAACAACACUAUUACCAAACAUAUUAGAUCAUUUUAUUAUUGUUAUUCGAAAAUUAAUUAUUGUUAACCCAUUGAAACACAUGAAGAUACUUCUAAAAUUGGCUGAUUUAUUAGAGACACAUCCUGAUUUAGCAGAUAAUGCAAGAGCAGGCUUAAUAUGGUUAUUUGGUGAAAUGACUACGGUUGAAUUUAGAAUAUGUCCAGAUAUUUUAAGAAAAUUAGUACCAACAUUUUCUAAUGAGGAAGUAGAAAGCAGAAAUGCAAUUUUAUUAUUUGCUGCUAAGCUAUUAUCUUGUGAGAUCGAUAGGCAGAUUCAGCUUGAAAGUAGCUUUAAUAGUAAUGAAUCUUUGAUUGCAAAGAUGUACGAUGAAAUUAUCUAUUUAGCCAAAUUUGAUGAUGAUUACGAUAUUAGAGACCGUGCCCGGUUUAUUGCAUCUCUUUUUGAUUCUGGUAAAUAUGAAAUUGCUACAUUAUUAUUUCAAACUCCUAAACUAAUAGCAGAUUUUAAUAUUGUUAAAAAUGAUCCUAAUAUGGGAGAAUGUGGUUAUUUAAUAGAAUCUAGUGUUAGAGAGUAUUUUGAUUAUAUUCCUUGGAAUGAAGAUUUGAAAGUUGAAGAGGGGGUUGAUAUUAGAGAACCACUGCCAUUAAAAGAAUACAAUAGAUUUGAAAAGAGUAUUUCUUCUGCUUCCUUCAUUAGUAAAGAUAAUAUGUCAAGAUCAGUUAAUAGCAACAGUAUUACAGUUGGUGAUGGUGUUGAUAUGAAUAAUCAAUUUACUUCAGGUAAUGGUGGAAAUAUGAGAAUAGGUUCGAUUACACCUAAGUACAAAUUACAAAGUUUAGAUGAAUUCUUUUCGGAUAUUCCAGAACAAGUAAAUACAAGAAAGUCUAAAUCUAAAAGGACUGUUAUUAUUGAAGAAGAUAGUUCUUCAGAAGAGGAGACUACUUCUGAAGAUGAAGGAGAUAAUAAUGAAGUAGAUGAUACGACUUCGGAGACAUCGUCAGAUGAUACUGAUUCUAGUGAUAAUGUUAUGUGA